AGAUGUGACACCUCGCGGUCAAUGUUAGCGGGGAUGCGAUAUUUUCCGGUAAAGUAGUUUUGGCAGUUUUUUGAGACGUGGUGUACGGGAAAAAUACGUGUAUAAUGUAAAAUUGGUUUCCUCAAACGCUAAUCGAUUACGCUAAUUUAUGGCUCGCGUCGUUGCUCGAACCGCGAUAAACUCUUGUGAAUCCUAUCCGUGAUCGUUGUGCACAUUAUAGUACCAUAUAUAAGAUAGGGCGCUCCGAACCGUAUUAAAACAUCGAUCGGUGCAGUGAAAGUGAUAAAAAGCAACGAAAUUCAAGUGUUUUUUCACCAUGUAGUCGUUACGUCUUCCUCAAUAGACCUUUAAGCUUGUAUCGCAAUCCACUUUUUGCGUUUUUCACGUACAAGGUUAAAGCGCUCUGAUUCACAAUUAUUGCAUCUGACCAGGCCAAUAAUAAAUAAAAAUGAGUGGGGAUAUGUUUGAGGGAAAGGAUUACCCAACCCAAUGGGCCCUAAAUCCUUCCGCUUACCAAAACAUGAGUAACGAUCAAGUCGACUGGGCUGCAUUAGCUCAGCAAUGGAUCAAAAUGAAAGAGACCGUAGUGCCACCGGCACCGCCUCCACCUACUAUUAAUCCUGUGUGUUCUGGGACUGAUGGUAGUGGAGAAGCUCCUAUGGACAUGGACACAAAAGAUGAUGACAUACCACCAGCACCACCUGCACCUACGAUCAGUGGAUCAGCUGAAGGUUGGAACCAAUGGAAUCAGUGGGGUCAUUGGAACAGCUCAGGUUCUGGUGCUGGUACUUGGGAGUGGACUGGUGUACCACCACCCGGUGUUUCUAUAGGUUCUGAUGGGAAACCUAUGGGAAUUCCCACAGUACCAGUCAUUCCACCUGCUCCAACUAUAUCUACUACUACAGAAUUUAGUGUACCACCUCCAGCAGCACCAUCACUAUAUUCUUAUAACUCAGUACCUCCAACACAACCUUAUAGUCAGGUCAGUAGUUUUUGGUCUGGUGAACCACCUGCUUCAAUACCUCCUCAACCACCUCCUUUCAUGAAAGGAGUUAGACAUGCAAAUAGAGCACCACAUCUGAGACCUAUAGAUAAUGUACGGUGUCGGGAAGAUAGAGAAAAGACACCAGAGGAAGAUACAACUACAACAAUAGACGCGGCAAAACGUAGACAGUUACCAGCAUGGAUUAGGGAGGGUUUAGAAAAGAUGGAAAAAGAGAAACAGAAAGCUGUUGAAAGAGAAAGACAGGAAAUUCUAAGGAAACAAGAGCUGGAAGCCAGAAAACAAGCUGAAGAUGAAGCUCGGGCAGUUCUGAAUCCUUCUAAAAGCAAAUUUGACUCCGAUUCUGAGAAGGAAACAGAGCAAGAAGCUGAUGAGGGAGUACGUAAUCAGCAAGUGGUUGAGAAAAAUUUCGAACGUAGCCAAGAUAUUCUUCUUCGACCGCGAAAAUCGCGAUUUCGAGACGCAGAUUCACCGGAUGCUCAUACCCAUACCGAUAGGAGUCCAACCACCCCUAACACGACUCUAAGUACACCCAAGCGAACCAGAGAGGAAAUUCUACAAGAUGCGAUGUUGAAGGUGCGGAGAUCCCUAACGGAAAUUCUUCUGGAGGUAACGAACGAAGAAAUCGGUUCUAUAUGCAGAGAGGUUUGGAGCCGCGCACGUGCCAAAGUCCCUGCAGGAGAGACCCCCGUCGCAUCCUUCAACAACAUGGCCCCUCUUGCUCAGAUCACUCGUAAGCUUGGUCUGGGCAUCUAUGGCGACAGCAACAGCGAGUCUGAGGAGGAGCAGAGCGAACACGUCCAGGCUCAAAACAACGACAGCGACGAGGAGCUGAUAGAAACGUUGAGACGGCGGCAACAAGCGUUCAAAAAGACGGAGGAGGAAAUCGAGGCGCGUCUAGCGGAGGAGGAUGAGAGGGAUGAGCAACGUUACGAGGAGCAUUAUAAUAAACAACAGGAAAAUCAUACUGGUAAUACAAGCUGCAAGGACACAGUUGAUGAAAAAGAAACGGUAAAUAAUCAAAGAGAAGCGUCUGAAACUUUAUCGAGCGGCGGACAAAGUCCACAGCAACAAAGCGUGCCGCCUGAUACAGCAAAGACCGAUACUCCAUCGGGAUCAGCCGAUUCCGAAUCUAGCAGUUCCGAGUCGACGAGCUCUGACUCGAGUCGCACCUCGGCGAAGAAGAAGAGAUCGAGCAAAGUCCGUGAACGUGAUUAUCGAAAGAGGAAGUCGAAGAGUAGGAGUAAAUCGAGAGGCAGGAAGUCUCGAUCCCGUUCAUCCGAGCGUGGUCGCAGACGCAAAUCCAGGUCCAGAUCGAUAAAGUCUUCACGUAAAGAGUAUCGUUCAAGGUCUUCGAGCAAUUAUAGGUCCGGGAAGAAGCAUAGAUCGCGAUCGAGAAACCGAAAACGGCGCAGAUCCCGCUCGAGGAGCUGCCGUAGAUCUAGAUCCGUCUCGGCCGCGAGGAAAUGGUCACGCUCGCGUUCCCGGGGGAAGAGGAAGUCCCGUUCUCAUUCGAGGAGCAGAAGACGCAGUAGGUCCUACUCUGUCAGACGCAGUAAAUCUCGCGCCAGGGAUAAACGAAGGACACGAUCACGAUCCAAGGGCAGAGACAGAACUCGCUCACGUUCCAAGGACCGCAAGCGUUCUGAAUCUUACGUUUCCAGGAGCAAGAGGAGGAGUCGAUCUAGAUCUAGGGAUCAUAGGAAAUCACGAUCGAGAUCAAGGCAGCCGAAUCACCGGGAUGGUAAGAAAUCGUCCUCCCAUCGGUACAGGAAUUGAACCUGACCAACUUCUAGCCAAGGUUGUAUAUAAAUAUUCAUAUUAAUAACUUUUUCGAAAUAUUCGUGCAUACAGAAAAACAAAGGAGAGAGAAGUAACGAGAGAUACUUUUUUGUUCUCCAUAGAUAUAUAAAUAUAUAUUAUAUAUAUAUAUAUAUAUAUAGACACAUCGGAAGCAAAGUUUUUCAUUGUGAUUGUCCAUUAAAAUUUUUCCAUGCGCGCGUUAACAAUAUCGAAUCGAUUAGAUGACUUCUGUCUAAUUCAUUAGGCACGUUAACUUGUAAUAAUAAUAAUGUCCAGCCAGUUUUGUAAUUAUAUCAAAAGAACAUCAGACUUUUUA
Molecule: messenger RNA, 3122 nt
Organism: Hylaeus anthracinus
Lineage: Eukaryota; Metazoa; Arthropoda; Insecta; Hymenoptera; Colletidae
Product: arginine/serine-rich protein PNISR-like
Exons: 11
Coding region: 449-2782 (777 amino acids)
Cellular component (GO): nuclear speck; presynaptic active zone
Molecular function (GO): RNA binding
Source: RefSeq, a predicted model, not a curated record